Trichechus manatus latirostris (Florida manatee) is the source of this 2155-nucleotide messenger RNA. RefSeq names its product acireductone dioxygenase 1 (gene ADI1). The transcript has 4 exons. Gene Ontology annotation, molecular function: acireductone dioxygenase [iron(II)-requiring] activity. The record is from RefSeq and is a predicted model, not a curated record. NCBI's taxonomy places the organism in Eukaryota, Metazoa, Chordata, Mammalia, Sirenia, Trichechidae. Bases 77 to 616 code for a protein of 179 amino acids.
UCUGGAAGCUCAAGCUCGGGCUGUGCCCCGACAGUGCGCUUGAACUUGCCGGCGUUCUCCAGGCGAGGCCGGGAAGAUGGUGGAAGCGUGGUAUAUGGACGAGUCCCCGGACGACCAGAGGAAACCCCACCGACUGGAGCCCGACUGCCCGGUCGGCCUGGAGCAACUGCGUCAGCUUGGUGUCUUUUACUGGAAAUUGGAUGCCGACAAAUACGAGAAUGAUCCAGAGUUAGAAAAGAUCCGAAGAGAGAGAAACUACUCCUGGAUGGACAUAAUAACAAUAUGCAAAGAUAAACUACCAAAUUAUGAAGAAAAGAUUAAAAUGUUCUAUGAGGAGCAUUUACACUUGGAUGAUGAAAUUCGAUAUAUUUUGGAUGGAAGUGGAUAUUUUGAUGUAAGAGAUAAAGAGGACAAGUGGAUCCGGAUUUUCAUGGAGAAAGGAGACAUGAUAACCCUUCCUGCAGGAAUUUACCACCGUUUCACACUGGAUGAAAAGAAUUAUGUAAAGGCCAUGCGGCUGUUUGUUGGAGAACCAGUAUGGACAGCAUACAGCCGGCCGGCUGACCAUUUUGAUGCUCGAGGACAGUACAUGAAAUUUUUGGCACAGACAGCAUAGUGGUGCUCUCUGGAAAUCAACACACUACUUGUAAAGGUCCUAAACAUGACAAUUGAGCAGAAAAUUUAUCAUUUUCUCUCUGCCUUUAUAUUGUAGACUUGAGGCUAGGUUAUCUUUCCUUUGCAAGAUUAUUUGAUCAGACUGUUUUUUCAUGAAAGGAACAAUACAACUGAUUGUUGUAUGGAUGGAACUAUGAAAGUCUGGACAAACCAUAUUCAUUUUCUCUAAUUACAACAAAAAUAUUGGUUUGGUAGCCCCGUGUGAGUACGUGCAUUCAACUUUAACCUGAAUGAAAGCUUAGUCUCCCAAAAGGUAACCACUUACAUGCUCUAUCUGAAUAUUCUCUUAAACUUUAAGCCAGAUCUCAGCGAGUGCCAUGCCUAUCUUAUAAAAACAUGUAAUAAUCAGAUAACGUAACAAACCAAAUCUAAGAUACCAUUUCUCCCAAAAUUAUGCCUUGAGAUGGAGAGUGGCAUGGUGGGGCGAGGCUCUCAUUAUGGGGCACACUCUCAAUUGCUUAUGCCACUUUCUAGUUCAAAAUAAAGUAACUGCCUUAAUUUUAUGCUCGGAGCUUGGCAUUACCUUACAUUCAGAUAUAGAUGGUAUUUUUGCCUAGUUCCUUAAAAUCUCCUCUUUAGAUUUUUUAUGUGAUGAUAUGGGUAUAAUUAAAUAGUAGCUAUGUUAGUGCCUUUCCAGCACAAGAUUUCUAGGUUAAAGUCACCUCCUGUAUAUCUCUUUCACAAUCAAGUCUUUGAAUUUUGACAAGAAAAUUAAUACAAUUAUUUUUCUACUUAACAAUUCUGAGAUACAUUAUGCCUAAUUUGUUAUAAUCAUAUUAAACACCAAAUCAACCUGAUGGUCUAGAAGGGCAGUUUGUUUUUAAGUAUUUUUUUAAAACUGCUUUAAAAAUCCUCUUGCUAACAAUAACGUUUUCUCACCUCCACAUUGGUCUUGGGGAUUGUUUUCCCAUCACGCAGGAAACACAAGCAUUAGACACUUAGGUAACCUCUUCCUGAAUUUUAGGAUUAAAACAGACGCAUGCAGCAUGAUAAUAACAAAUAUCCCAGGACUUUCUUUUGUCAGAUGUUAUUUUAUCUCCAUAAUUAAAAUAAGUGCUUAUCUACUGAUUUUUAUUUCAUGGCUUCAUUUCUAAAUGGUCGUUAUAAAUGAAACUUGUUCGUUUUUAAGAAUUAAACAUUAAAAAGAGACUCUCGCUUUCGUUGUCUUUUUUGGCUUAAAAUAAUGUUUCUGUAUUAAGGUCCGCAGAGCUGUUAAACUCCAUCCCCUUCCCCAAAUACAUGAUUCUGGGGGCUGGUUUCUUGCUGAUUCAAGUUUGACCUUGUUAUUCUCCUGUGGUGGGUGGGGCUUCUUGAGUUUCUUCACACCUGACCUGUUUUCACCCACUGAGCUAUGAGUUGAGGCAGUUAGGUAAUAUAAUUCUAUCAAAACAUUUAAGGUGGGAUCACAUUUUGUUAGUUUUCCCAGAGUAUUGCUUACAUCUCUUUUUUUAAAUCAACUUAAAUGAGGUAUAAUUUACAU